Messenger RNA from Papilio polytes (common Mormon), 2714 nucleotides. RefSeq names its product integrin alpha-9-like. Gene Ontology annotation, molecular function: integrin binding. NCBI's taxonomy places the organism in Eukaryota, Metazoa, Arthropoda, Insecta, Lepidoptera, Papilionidae. Gene Ontology annotation, biological process: cell-matrix adhesion; cell-cell adhesion; integrin-mediated signaling pathway. Gene Ontology annotation, cellular component: integrin complex; external side of plasma membrane. The coding region runs from base 1 to 2649 and encodes 882 amino acids. The transcript is spliced from 21 exons. The record is from RefSeq and is a predicted model, not a curated record.
AUGACGCAUUGUUGGAGUGGAACAGCCAGUAGAGAUGGCAGGGAUAUAUCUCCAGGUUUAAUAUUUAACUGCCAGUUGCAAAAUUUAGAUAUUCGAAAUUCGACUUGUCGGCCGAUCGGUCUCAGCUCGGGUGAUUAUGGGAGCUAUUUCGGAAAAGUUUUAAUUCAACGCGAUUUCCUCAGAGAUGACGCAUGGUUUGGCGCGACCAUUGCAAAUGUGCCUAGCGGGAAACUGGUGGCCUGUGCUCCGCGAUGGUCAGUUCCAUACAAAGACAAACACAUACUAGCGAAUGGCGCGUGUUAUUUGCUAACACAAACAAGGGGUAUUGCAAUGCUACCUUUGAAGGAAAUGAAUCGACAGGCUUACAAAACUGAUGGAAACAGAAAGGAAUUCGGAGACUACGGUACUCAUUUAAACUUCUACGCCUACGGACAAACAGGAAUGUCAAUUAAAGUUACGGAGAGCAAUUCGGUAAUCAUCGGAGCUCCAGGCUUACUGCAAUGGGCAGGUGGCAUAGUUGAUUAUAAAUACGAUUCAGACAAAGAUUCUAUGUUUAUUUCAAAACAACCAACAACAAAUCCUUACUUUACCAAAGAAAUAGGACCUGAUGAUUAUUUUGGUUAUAGUGUGGAAUCAGGAGUUUUUGGUCCUGACAAGAAAACUUUGUACGUAGGUGGCGCACCUCGAUCAAAAUUUGGCUAUGGAGAGGUUUUUAUAUUUGAACCAGCAUACAGAGAAUAUGCACCAUUAAAGGUGAUUAAGAGUCUCAGAGGGAGACAAUUGGGCUCCUAUUUUGGCGCUAGUCUUUGCUGUAUGGACAUCAAUGCAGAUGGGAAAUUAGAUCUUCUAGUGGGAGCACCAAACUUUGUUAGCAAAGAAGGGGAACUGCGGUACGAUCAAGGAGCCGUUUUUGUUUAUUUAAACAGCUGGCAGGUAAUAAUAACUAGAUUUGGCAGCACAAUUGUCGAUAUGGGUGACGUGGACGGAGAUGGGUACAACGACGUCGCUAUCGGAGCACCGUGGGAGAACGACGGUUACGGUGCGGUAUACAUCUACAGGGGAGGGGAAAAGGGUAUUGGCAGUCAGUAUACACAAAAGAUAGUAGCCAAAGGUGCUAAGAGUUUCGGUAUAUCUAUCUCAAAAGGAUUCGAUGUUGAUAGCAACAAUUGUAGUGAUUUAGCUGUAGGUGCAAUAAAUAGUGACACAGUAUACUUAUAUAGAUGUAUCCCAACAAUAGAAGUAUACGCCAGUAUAAAGGUUCCCGAUGUAAUGAACAUACCUCUCAAUGCUACCAACUUUACAGCUAUAUUUUGUAUUGAAGCUAAAGAACAAAUUAAAUGGCCCCACGUUAAAACAGUGUUAAAUGCAAUAAUUCGUGUCGACCCUGAUGGUGGCAGAGCUUGGAUAUCAGGCGACGCGGAGUACCAAGUAACAAUAAAACCAGGCAACAAAGCAUGUGAAGAACAAACAGUACAAGUUAAGCCUACAGCAGAUUUGUCGAAACCAAUUACCAUUAAUUUUGAAUUGAGUCACAGGAUAAUACUAGAAGAUGACUCACCUUUAUUUUUGAGUAAACAAGCGAGAUUAUCGGAAAAUUCUAAAUUACAUUCUUCCUUCGAAAUCCAAUUAAAUAGAGAAUGUGGUGAAGAUCUUAUUUGUAAGCCGUUAUUAGAAAUGACUUUAGAAGGAUUAAGCAAUCCAUACAUCCCAGGUUCGGAAAACAGAUUUGGUAUCAAAGUUACCGUACUUAACAAAGACGAACCUGCUUACGGCGCUAAAGUCUACUUGACAAUACCAACUUUACCUAAGAGGUUACCAAGCGAAUGCUCAUUAAAACAACUUAAUAUAACUUGUGAUGUCCCGCCACCUUUACAUAGAAAUGAAUCAGUAACUUGGGAAAUAGAAUUUGAAUAUGUACAAAAUAAUUCAUUUAUUAAUGAAAUAAAUAUUGAAGCAGUACUAGAAGAUCCACUUCAUAGUAAUAAUGAUAGUGAUAAAGUUACUAGAGAUCUUACUAUUAUUGUUAAGCCGGAAGCAAGUUUUAACAUUACUGGAACAGUGCAACCAAACAAAACCAUCUCAAUAACAAGAGAUGCGCUCGCUAAUGGCGAUAGUGUAGCUUUUGUACAUUACUUUGAGAUAAAAAAUUUGGGACCUUCAGAUUGGUACAAUUUAACGGCUAUUUUAUUAAUACCAGAUAAGACAGACCUAUCUAAUAGUAUAGAUGGUUGUAAUCAAGAAAAUAUCAGUGUUCACUGUUCCUGGUCUCUUCCCGCGAGAGCCUCCAAAGCUAUCGCACUCACUUAUAAGUUAAAUGUAACUUUACAUGCAAAUUAUUUAGAGGAAGUUACAAUUUUCAAUGCAACAACAACAAUUAUUUUAAAUGAACAAAAUAUCAAUUCUUCACUGAUCACGUCAUUAGUUUUGGAUCCACCGACACCUCUUUGGCCGCUGAUAGUAGGAAUUGUGGCUGGAAUAUUGACAUUAGCAGUAUCUGUCUUCGGCCUGCACAAGCUUAAUUUCUUUGAAAGAUCUAAACGAGAUGACAUGAAACGUCUGCAAGAAGAAAUAAGUAGCUCCAGUUCACUCGGAGAGUUGAGAGAUGACGACGCUUGUACACAAGAUAUACAACUAGAAGAUUCUGACUGAGGAAUAACGAAAAAACUUCGAAUGGACGGGAAGGAGAGAUAUGAAGAAAGAAAAGGGAUACAGGU